Messenger RNA from Fusarium subglutinans, 534 nucleotides. Its product is annotated as beta-carbonic anhydrase cab. NCBI's taxonomy places the organism in Eukaryota, Fungi, Ascomycota, Sordariomycetes, Hypocreales, Nectriaceae. The transcript has 6 exons. The record is from RefSeq and is a predicted model, not a curated record. Gene Ontology annotation, molecular function: zinc ion binding; carbonate dehydratase activity. Bases 1 to 534 code for a protein of 177 amino acids.
AUGGCCAGUCUAAAUCUUAAGGAGUUCCUUAAGCGGAAUGAGGAAUCACUGGAAAAUUACCAAGCGCCACCUCUCAUGCGGGAUCUGGUCAACAUGAUACCCGAGUCAGGAACCAUUUGCAUCAUCGAAGUAACUUGUUCAGAUGCUCGAGUUGACCCACGUGACUACUUUGGCGUUGAACUGAAGGCCCUGGUAAUUCGUAACGCAGGUGGUCGGGCCGUUGAUGCUUACCGAAGCCUUGAAGUUAUGGGGACGAUCGCUCCCAUUGGUCUGAUCAUUGUGGUUCAUCACACUGACUGUGGCGCAGUAUUUACUACCGAGGAGGAGAUACGAUCAAAGCUCAGUCACAGAGCCCCUGUACACGCUGCUUCGAUCAAAGACAAGUGGUUUGGUACCUUCAGAGAUAUCGGCCUUGAUGAGAGCAUUCGUCAGGACAUGGAAGAACUUAAGAGAUGGCCAUUUUUACCAGCAGAAACUCAAAUUGUGGGUUAUGCACUCGAUCUUGAGACUGGGACUAUGAGGGAGGUAGCUUAG